Diceros bicornis minor is the source of this 4545-nucleotide messenger RNA. RefSeq names its product syntaxin 16 (gene STX16). Bases 717 to 1685 code for a protein of 322 amino acids. Gene Ontology annotation, molecular function: SNARE binding; SNAP receptor activity. The record is from RefSeq and is a predicted model, not a curated record. The transcript has 8 exons. Gene Ontology annotation, cellular component: SNARE complex; endomembrane system; membrane. NCBI's taxonomy places the organism in Eukaryota, Metazoa, Chordata, Mammalia, Perissodactyla, Rhinocerotidae. Gene Ontology annotation, biological process: vesicle-mediated transport; intracellular protein transport; vesicle fusion.
AGAGCAGUGAGGAGGCCGAGGAGCCAGGCCCUGCUGCCCUCCUGGAGGCUGGCAGCCUGCUGUGGCAGUGGAGGACCAGGCCGCCCAGAGAGGGACGGGGUCAGGAGGUCGGGCCCGGCCUUAGCAGGCUCAGACAAGGCCCAAGAAGGCAGCCCCAGGCCCUCUGAGUUCAGGGCCCAGGCCUGGUUCGCUUGUCCAAAGGGGGCCUAGGCCAGGCCUCUAGUGGAGACACUGAGUCAGGGCCAGAGCCAGGCCUCAGGCACGGCUUCGACGCCUGUGAGCCAAGUUAGGGGUAGGGAGCAAGGGCCCUUCGGGGUCUCAGAGACUAAGGCGGGUAGGGGGCUUCAGGGCCUCCCAGUCCAUAGCCGGAUUGGCGAGUUAGACGCUUGUAGAUCCAAGGUUGGAUUGGGGUGGGGUCUCUGGGUCGUUGGCUUGCAGUGCAAGGAUUGGGGGGAUUCAAGUGCUUAGAGAUCGAAGGCAGGCCUUGGGUAGGGGGAGUCAGACAAUUGGAAAGCCUAGGCAGUUAUUUGGGGAGGGGUCUUUGCGCUUGGGCGAAGCGCAAAGCUGCAUCUGCUUGGCUGGAGGCCUGCGGCCUCGUCCAGGGAGGCUUCUGUGCAGGGUGGGCCGACUAGGCCAGGCUAAGGGGAAGAAAGUGAAUCAAUCAGGAGCAUAAGUGGGCGGGGGGCCCCUGAGAGGGGGGUCACAAAAGGUGAGCCAUGGCCACCAGGCGUUUAACCGACGCUUUCUUGUUGUUGCGGAAUAAUUCCAUCCAAAACCGGCAGCUGUUAGCCGAGCAAGUGAGUAGUCACACCACCUCCAGCCCUCUGCAUUCACGUAGCAUUGCUGCGCUUGCUGACGACCGUAUGGCUCUGGUGUCAGGCAUUAGCUUAGAUCCAGAAGCAGCAAUUGGUGUGACAAAACGAUCACCUCCGAAAUGGGUGGAUGGAGUGGAUGAAAUACAAUACGAUGUUGGCCGGAUUAAACAGAAGAUGAAGGAAUUAGCCAGCCUUCAUGACCAGCAUUUGAACAGACCAACCCUGGAUGACAGCAGUGAGCAGGAGCACGCCAUUGAAAUAACUACCCAAGAGAUCACUCAGCUCUUCCACAGAUGCCAGCGUGCAGUGCAGGCUCUGCCCAGCCGGGCCCGCCGGGCCUGCUCCGAGCAGGAAGAGCGGCUCCUUCGCAACGUGGUGGCCUCCCUGGCGCAGGCUCUGCAGGAGCUGUCCACCAGCUUCCGGCACGCACAGUCAGGCUACCUUAAACGCGUGAAGAAUCGAGAGGAAAGAUCUCAGCAUUUUUUUGAUACAUCAGUACCACUAAUGGAUGAAGGAGACGAUAAUACUCUUUAUGAUCGGGGUUUUACAGGUGACCAGUUAGUGCUGGUGGAGCAGAAUACACUGAUGGUGGAAGAGAGGGAGCGGGAGAUCCGCCAGAUUGUACAGUCUAUUUCUGACCUAAAUGAAAUCUUUAGGGACUUAGGAGCAAUGAUUGUAGAACAGGGUACAGUCCUUGAUAGAAUUGACUAUAAUGUUGAACAGUCCUGUAUCAAAACUGAAGAUGGCUUGAAACAGCUUCACAAGGCAGAGCAGUAUCAAAAGAAGAAUCGGAAGAUGCUUGUGAUUUUAGUAUUAUUUGUCAUCAUCAUUGUCCUCACUGUUGUCCUCGUCAGCGUGAAGUCUCACUGAGCGGCGUUGGGUCUGUGUGUGUGGCAUGCGUGGAUUCCCGGUGUGAGGGGCGUGGCCGAGCUCCGUGGGCUGCCUGCAGAGGUGCAGCCCCAUGCAUCCACCUUGGGGCAGCGAGCGUUUCCAUGGACUCCUCGUCACACUCGUGCUCGAGCAAGGGAAUGGGCUUCUGUUGUUCCUUCACUGUCAAGAGUUUAAGGACCUUUGAUACUGCUGCAGAAUAGAGAUUGAGUUCUGUCAUUAGUUAUAUAUUUUUUUUAGAAAGAGAAAAUGAGUUGAACGUUUACAGGCACUCCACAAGCUGUUCAAUAUUAUAUGUGUAUAUGCUAUUUUUUUAGCAGUCAUGUCUGAGCAGCAUGUUAAAAAAAUUUUUGGAAAAAUUUUUUUUAAACCAUCUGGUUUUUAAGAAAUUUGGUACCAAAAAUUUAUGAGUAGAGGCAAAAAUGCCUCUUCAUCUUUCUUUAUAUAUUUUCCAGUUGAAAACAAACUAAGCAGUCCUUUAAGAAUUUAUAAUCCAUUCCCCAUUAACUUAAUUUAGCUUUUCCAUCACUGUUAAUGAUCAGAGUAACAAAGUGUGAAAAAUAAGAAACCAUCAUUGAUGUUAAUUAACACAUUUAGAUGGGCCAGUUAAAACAGCUUCAUAAGUUUAAAUUAAUGGUAAAUGGAGUAUUCCUCAUCUAAAAUGUGUGCACUGCAUUUUCUACUCUCAACCAAAAGGGUUAUAGAGCAAAGCCACCUAAAUUUAAAAGUUGGUGAUUUGAACUAACCUCACAUUAAAGGGAAACUUAGCAGUGUCAUAAGAGUCACCAGAAUCAGCCAGUGUGUCCCUGUGCGCGUCCCCAGCCAUCCUUGCUCAGUUCAUUCUUUAUGUACUAACUACAUAAUGACCUGUUCAAACCAGCACCAUUUAAUGAACUGUGAAUUUACACAGAGGCCAUUCUAAAUGGGUCACCCCAUUUAGAACUAGUGGAUCUCAAAUUAUUAACCAAACAUCACUCCAUUUCAAAGUAAAAUAUUCCACCAGUGGUUUGAUUUAUUGGCUCUUCCAUUGCCGCUUAACAUGCCCAGAAAGUUGGCAUAUUCCUGCAGAUUGUGAAAAUCUUGACUAGGAAAUCCCUCGUUUGUGUGAGUGUGAAUCAGAUCGCCAAAGUAGGACUUUGUUGUUUACUUACUAUUAUCAAUAUGGUGCUCGAAUAUAUUCCUGGAACUGUAGAAUAAUGUGGAAAGUGAUGAUAACUUUGAAAAUUGAAGUUGUUCAUGUUUUAAUUGGUCUUGAGACACGAGUAUAGUUUUAAUGAUCUUUGUAUAAUUUUCAAUGGCUUUUCCGUUGUUUUUACCUCUCUUAAAAAAUUUAAGAGCAUGACCUCAUUAAAUAUGCUACAUUUUAUUUGGACCAGUCACAUAAAAUGUCUCUGGAGAAUUGACUUUGAAGUUGUUUCCAGAAAUUUAAACUCAAGUCCAGAGAUUCACGUUAUCCAAACAGAUCAUGGGCUUAAUACCCAAACCCUUGCCCCAGCCUUCCCUUCCCGGGUUGUUUACGACAUCAGGCAGCCACUGGUAUUCUCAUCACUGAUGUGGCUAUCCAGUGAUCUCAAAGUGUCCCUGGCAUUUGAGGAAAUAGCAUGGUAUUCCCUAACAAACAAUUAUUUAUUAGGAAAAAAGGUCAGGGAGUAAGAAUCCAGCACCUUGAUCACCCCUGAAACGUGGAGCUCUUACAGGUCUCGAGAGUAGCUGUAGGCAUCCUUUAGUCCCAGCAGAUGUUAAGUCAGUGCUGGAGUAGAGAUGUUCUGUUAGACCAGCUGCUCCUAGGAGUGGGGCUGUUCAGAUCUGGGGGCUUCCCUCCUGGGCAGUCUACAAUGGUAAUGCUGGAUUAUUAUUAAAGCUUUUAGAUGCUGAAUCUUACCAACCCUUGAAGGAAAGCGACCUGUUAAGGAUCACCAUUUAUGUAUAUUUAUUUUCAGUGAAUAGGGUGAUUAGGGUUGGUUUUUGUUCCCUCAACCCAUUUGGGUAAAAUAAUGGAUCUGAUUAGAAAUGGUUUUAAUGAUCUCUUGUGGGGAGGGGGACCAUCCCAUUCUGACUGAAACCAGUGCAGUGCCAGACAAAGCCCCAGCUGUCCACUGUCAUAACUGUGUCCCGAGGUGGGUAGCAGCCCCAGAGCCUGUGUGCUCACUUCUGGGCUCCUCAAAACACUGUACUUUUCUGUUGAGCCUUUACUUGGGGAAAGAUCAGCAGCAUUGGGGGAAGUCAGAGAAAGUUUGUAAUCGUGUCCUGGUACCUCGGGGUAAUUCUUUCCCUCUGAAGGAGACGGACUCCUUUUCCUGCUGACAGCCGUUGUCUGUGGGAAGGCUGUGCCGUCUGUCUGUGUUGGACUCUGGCAGUAAGGAUCGCCCUGUCCAGCCUCUGCCCUCGCCUGGGAUGUGCCCUGAGAAGAAGGCCAGCAGGGAAUGCUCCUGCUGGGCACCCUGGUGCAGCCUCUGGGCACCUGCCCCCUUUAAUGUGUCCUGGGAUGGGUGGCUCCGUUGGCCGGGGCCAGAGAGAAGUGUAAAUGUUUACUGUCAGGUCUCCAAAGCUCCUGAUCUUUCCCGAGAUUGUAACUGAAAUCUACUGUCUCUUGUUUUAUUUUGGGGGUGUGGGGGUUCAGGCUUCGCCAUGGGCGUGAAGCAGUGUAUGUCUCUAAUUUAACAGAUUUACUGCUUUCUCUGCUAAUUGAGAGAGCAUUAUUUAUUUGUUUUGACACAAGUGCUUUCAGUGUUUUAUUCUAGCUAAUGGCUUCUUAAAGGUAAUAAAACCCUUCCAACCUAAUUGGUCAAAUAAGCCUUUUUUUCUUGUGUGCUUAAAUAAAGCAAUUAGUGAAGCACUUCUA